CGAAACCAUGGACAACAUAGACGAAUGGUGGGAACAAUGCGGCAUAACGAUCGGGGAGUGGGCAGACAGCGAAGAAAAGUAGAGCUAGUCAAAAGACUUUACUACACCUAGAAGGAUUAUUUUGCUCUAUCGCUGAAAGAUUGGACAAAAACAGAAAUUGUUGAGCACGCGGUUAACUUGGUAGAGAAUUCGAAACUAUAGACAUUCCGCCCGAUCCGUUAUUCCAAGGAUGCAAGGUCAUUCGCACAGAAAAUAUUUCCGUCAAUGGAGGAAGCGGAGAUGAUCUUUCAUGGCGAUUCCCCCUAUGCAGCCAACACUUUGCACCCACCAAAGCCUAACGCGAAGACGAAAGGGGAGAGAAGAACAGUCCACGAUUUCCGCCCCGUUAACGCCAACACCAUUAAGUCGGCUUACCCGUGUCACGACAUGGAGGCUAGUGCCGAUGAUUUGCUGGUUGGAAAAAUGGCAGUAAUGUCAACGACAGAUGCGAAGAAUGGGUACUGGGCGGUGGGAGUGAGAGAAGGACAUCAAUGGACAACAGGCGUGAGAACGCCGUGCGGAAUGAGGUACUUGGAGAGAGAAGUUUGCCGAGGAUUGGGAGCAGAGACAUUGGGCUUGAACGUGGUGCGAAAUAGCGAGUGGAAGAUGCUUAUUGGAUAGGUAGAGACCAUCAUAAUAUUAAUACUUGCGC
Neurospora tetraspora is the source of this 691-nucleotide messenger RNA. RefSeq lists its product as uncharacterized. The transcript has a single exon. The coding region runs from base 265 to 660 and encodes 131 amino acids. The record is from RefSeq and is a predicted model, not a curated record. NCBI's taxonomy places the organism in Eukaryota, Fungi, Ascomycota, Sordariomycetes, Sordariales, Sordariaceae.